Messenger RNA from Suillus plorans, 1258 nucleotides. RefSeq names its product MFS general substrate transporter. Bases 1 to 1122 code for a protein of 373 amino acids. Gene Ontology annotation, molecular function: transmembrane transporter activity. Gene Ontology annotation, cellular component: membrane. Gene Ontology annotation, biological process: transmembrane transport. The record is from RefSeq and is a predicted model, not a curated record. The transcript has 11 exons. NCBI's taxonomy places the organism in Eukaryota, Fungi, Basidiomycota, Agaricomycetes, Boletales, Suillaceae.
AUGGGCUGCUAUUACCAUGUGUAUGAGUACGUCACACUGCUUUCACUUGAUCGACAUUGGCUGACGAGGGAUCAUGAAAGAUAUCAUGCCGCUCUUAUUUUGCGCUUCUUUAUUGGAUUUGUAGAGGCGGCAUUCUUUCCCGGAGCUGUAUUUCUUCUUUCACGAUGGUACAAGCGCGAUGAACUAGGGUUACGCACAGCAUUUCUUUUUUGCGGCACCUCUAUCAGUUAUGCUUUUAGUGCUCUUAUUGCGUCUGGAAUUUUAGCAAGCCUAGACGGUGUACUAGGUUUUACGGCUUGGAGGUGGCUCUUCUUCGUGGAGGGCGCUUUGACACUCGCCACUGCAGUGUGUGCAAUCUGGAUUUUACCCGAUUUUCCUUCAACGCCGAGCGUCUGGCUUUUGCCCGAUGAACAAAUACUGGCCAAGCAACGGAUGGAGGAAGAAGUUAAACUUGAGCACAAAGGGAAACCCGAAGAGAACUUCUCUGGUCUUGCCGAGGCUCUUAUGGAUUGGAGGGUAUGGUGGCUUGGUGUUGCUCUUAAUUUGAUCGUUUCCUCGCUAUCAUUCGCCAAUUUUUUUCCGACACUAUCAGCUACAAUGGGUUACAGCGCGACGACCAGCCUCUUUCUCUGCGCACCUCCGUGGAUUUUGGGGACUGCGACUUCGUUUGUUGUGGCCAGGCACUCCGACGUAACUGGUGAUCGCUUCUGGCAUAUUUCCGGUCCUCUACUCGUCGGCAUCGCUGGGUUUAUUAUUGCAAUUUCCACAAUGAAUACGGGCAUGCGAUAUCUGUCACUUUUCCUUAUGGCUCAGAGCUCAAUCGCCUAUGCUGUCGCUUUGACCUGGGUCAUGAAUACCUUUUCCCAAUCACAGUCUAAACGCGCUGCAGCCAUCGCACUAAUAAACACUAUGGCAUCAGUUGGCAACGCUACUUCACCAUACUUUUGGCCGUCCAGUUGGGGACCUUCAUACGUCAACUCGUGUCUUGUUUGCACCUUGACAAGCGUCGUGUCUAUUGCGAUGUUCUGGGUAUUUAGGGAACACCUUUCCCGGUGUAACGAAGCUGCUGAAGCCGAAGAGCAAGUUCUAGGACUACCCGAGGGUUUUAGAUAUCUCCUCUAGCGCAUGGUCGGCAAAGAUAUUCAUGAAGUCAUAAAUUGAUUGAUGACGGAGAGCUACAUUGUACUUGUUUUAGACACGAAUCAGCAACUUCAGUGUUGACAAUGCAUCACAACGAAUCAUGAAUGACACAGUAAUC